Messenger RNA from Aphanomyces astaci, 2453 nucleotides. RefSeq lists its product as hypothetical. The transcript has a single exon. Bases 150 to 2390 code for a protein of 746 amino acids. The record is from RefSeq and is a predicted model, not a curated record. NCBI's taxonomy places the organism in Eukaryota, Oomycota, Saprolegniomycetes, Saprolegniales, Verrucalvaceae.
GACAGUCGUGGGUUGGGUCGUUCACAUCGGUUGCCGCCCGCCAACCCUCCCGACGAUAAAGCAGAUCGACGCGUCCUCAUCUCCGCGCCUGAAAUUCGCUUCCAAGUCUCCCCCUCCGUGCAUCUAUUUAUUCGAUCCAUAAGAAAGCCAUGGCCAAGCGCAACGAGUGUCCAAACUGCCAGUUUUCUCUCGUGGAUGCCGCCACGGGAGCAUGCAAAGUAUGCGACUUCAUCCAGAACAAACAGCGGACCCGGCCCUGCACAGCAUGCGGAAAGGCCAAUUGCCAAUAUUUUUGCGACACCUGCGGCAACGGAUACCACCGGCGAUGCGCCGAGAAGAACAAAGUACGCAUCUCACCCCUCGACGACGACAAUGAAGUGUCCGUGGUGUGUCCGUCGUGCGAAAAAGACGACGGUGGGGCCGAAGUGACGUGUGGCGGGUGUCGCAAGGAAUUUACCAACGAAGACGCGGGGCUGCAAGUCGGCCAACUCGUGCUUGUCGAGUUUGAAAUGGUGCUGUACAAUGCCGUGGUGAUGGAAGUAAACGAGCCCGAGACGAGCGUGAAAAUUCACUUUGUCAAGUGGAGCAAGAGCUUUGACGGGUGGUACAAGAUGGACGACGAGCGCGUGAACGAGAGCUUGGCGUGCGACGGGUGCAACCGAUGGUUCCACAUCAACUGUCUACCCGAGGUGAAGAGCACAGGGCGGUACAAAGCCGCGUCCUACGUGUGUGAAUCGUGUUUCAAGGAAGCCAAGAUGCAUCGAACGAGUUCGAAAUCGGCAAAAUCCGUCGUCAUUCCCGUCGAACCCACGAAACAACCAUCGUCUCGAUCUCGAUCGUCGCGAAAGGCGCUCGUGGUGUCGGAAGACGAAUCCCACGAUGACGACGACAACAACGGUGACGACGAAGGCGAUGAUGCCGACGACGACGACACGAUCGUGCUGUCGCCGUCGUCGCUCGUGCAAUUACCCGAACUCCCCAAGCGAAAAGUCGGGCGGCCGUCGCACAAACAGCUCGAAGCCGAACGGCUAGCGUUGGCAAAGCGAAAGGCGAUGCUCAAGUCGUUCAAGGAGCCGUCGAGUCCAUCCACAUCGUCCUCGACGACCAAAGAGCUUGACACCAAGACCGACAAGAAGAAGGAGCGACCAUCUGGGCCUGUCGACCCGCCACCGGCCGCCUCGCGUGUGGCCAAAUCCCCUCGGCUCCGUGGCGCCGCCAAGUCGAUUCCCCCACCACCUCCAUCGACCGAAAUGGAAACACAAGUCGCCCGAACAUCGUCGCCCAAGCGAAAGGCACCGACAGGUCGAAGCAGCACCACCCCUCGCACUGGCGCGUCGCCCCCGAAACGUCGUCCCAGUGCGCCUGUUCCCUCAAAUCGAAACCCGUCGAAACCAUCGAAACCACAACACCGUACGGCUCCAGCUGCGACACUGGCGAAGUCGCCGUCACCGUCUCCCAUCGCCACAGAUGACGAUAGCGAUAGCGGCCACAGCAGCGACACGAGCACUGGCAACGGUAGCAGCGGGGAAUCCGAUCAUCACCAAGACCCCCCUCUCCAACAGCCACCGGCGAAGAAGCCCAGAGGAAGCCAGACCACCGUCCCCCCGCCCGAUACUCCCGCUGCCCCCGUGGCCUCGUCACUCCCGCCUCCGUCGGUGGCCACCGCCACUACCGCUCUCAUCCACCCUCGGCAUCCGCACGGGUCGCUCAUGUCGGCUAAACCAUCUGCGAACAACAGCAAGCUCAUUUUGCUCUCGACGCUGCUCAAUUCGCCACAUUAUGACAAGCACAACAACCAGGAAAACUACCCGCCGCUGCUGCACCUGCAAGGCCGCAACCGGCUCGACAUUUUGCAAGACGUGGUGAGCCAGAGCAUCACGUCGUCGGCGCCGCCGCCACCUCCGCCGCCGGCGUCCCCCCCGCCGCCGCUUCCGCCCGGCCCCGCGCCACCCGCCGUGUCGUUGCGGCCGGCCGCGUCGGAGACAGGACUCGACUUUGACAUGCACUUUAGCCUCCGCGAAGAAAUGUACAGACUCGUAUGCGACUUGGAAGAAGGCGGCCAUGUGCUGCGAGACACGGCCACCCUCUUGCGCGCAUGGACACACCCGACGGCGCCGCGCUUCCAGGACAUGCGCUUUGUGUACCUUGUCAACAAACACACAAGUCACGAGCUACUGGCGCGUCGACUGGGUGAACUCACAACCAAGCCACUGCCAAGUGGUCACGCCAGCAGUAGCACAUCGUCGCAUCACCCGACCCACCACCACCACCACCACCAUUCAGGAUCAACAGCAACAUCUGCUCAUAACCAGCAUCCGCUUCACCACACUCUAAGCAUGCAGCCAAAGCAGCAAUCGGCCCGUUCGUUUGACUCGUACAACAUCGUGUAAUUAUAAAUUAAUUAGUAAAUACCAAGGAUAUGUAUAUAUAUAUAUAUUCAGUCGUGAACACCA